This is a messenger RNA of Funneliformis mosseae, 1593 nucleotides long. The record is from the annotation of a GenBank genome assembly. Lineage: Eukaryota; Fungi; Glomeromycota; Glomeromycetes; Glomerales; Glomeraceae.
AUGGAUUUCACGAAUAAUAAAAAUGAUUUUGAAAAUACUUUUACUUUUGAGUCUUCAAGUCCCCCAAAACAGCCUGCUCCUCCUUCUCCGGUAGAAGCUCAUAAAGCUAAAUAUAAACGUAAUAGUCUUCCUAGGAAUGCUGAAGAAGCAAGGCAGCGACGUAUUGAACUUGACGCGCAAGCUCGAAGAAAACACCGGGACCAACUCAUUACCACUAAACGUUUCAAACAUAAUCUUGAAGAAUACAAAGAUGAUGAUUCUGAACCAGAAUAUAAUUUAUCUCAAAAAGACAUUGAAAAGUUGAAAUCUGGUUUGAAUAAUGUUAAUCGAGAUGCACGACUUUCAAGUCUCCAGGACUUGAGUAAAUAUCUCGUGGACCCUUCCGAUAUAUUGAGGCAGUUUGUAAUUGAAGGAGAUUGUAUAGAGAUAUUGAUUAAAUUCUUAUCCAGUAUUGAUCCGGCCGAACAACUUCAGGCUACUUGGUGUAUUACAAGUAUGUCCAUUAUUACUUUCAAUAUACUCAUUUUGAAUUUUACGAUGAAUACAUUAUUUAUACUUAAAUUUUAUACCGUGUCUUUAAACGAAGACAUUGCUGCUGGACCUAAAGAAUUUGUUCAGAAAGCUUCGUUGGCAAUUCCGUAUUUGAUCCCUUUCCUCGAAAGGGAAAACAUUCCUUUGCAAGAUCAGGCUGCUUGGGCUAUCGGUAAUAUUGCCAUUGAAAGUUCUGAGUGUAGGGAAUUACUUCGUAAAAAUGGAGUGUUGGUCCCCUUGAUCAAUUUGCUCGAUUCUAAGGAUGUAAAUCUCAUCCAAACAGCCUGUUUCGCUCUCUCAAAUCUUGCUCGUGGUCCAAACGCUAAAUUACACGAGUUUUUCACUGCUGGCAUCAACAAUCGCCUUAUACAACAUUUAGAAACUGAUGAGAGCUUUGAAGUUGUCUCUGAGGUUUCUUGGGUGUUAACUUAUAUAACUAGUGACGACGACAAUAAGUAUACUGAUCAGUUGUUAAACGAAGGGAUUGCCCCACUUCUGGUUAAACACAUGAGACCUCUGUUGAAUCAUGGACCUUUGUCGUUACCUUUAGUUAGAACAUUUGGAAAUAUUGCUAGUGGUCCCGAUACAAACACGGAUCAUUUGAUUCGGCAACCCGAUUUCCUGCCUUCAAUGAUUCAAUAUAUUCAGAGUGAUUGCAGGCCGGUCAAGAAAGAAAGUCUUUGGGUUAUGUCUAAUAUAACGGCAACCCGCCGUCCAGAAGUCUUAGUCAAAGUGUUUAAUGCCGGAUUUAUCCCAAUUCUUUCAAAUAUCGCUACUCAUACAAACUUUGACAUUCGAAAGGAAGCUGCUUACAGCUUAGUAAAUAUUGCAUCACAUGGCUUAGAAUUCAUGAAAUCUUUACCUCAUCAAGAGCUUUUACCAGGUUUCCUAGAGUUUAUUCGCACAAGUUCCGGAGAAAAUGUGAAGGGUAUUGAUGCAAUAGAAACUGCUAUAUUGACAGAAGAUGAAUCAUUACGUAACGCAGCCAGUCGUUUAAUGGAUAAAUAUUUUGGAGAAGAAUUUUCUGAGCAAAUGCAAGUUCAAAUUGAGGAGACCACUUAA